Messenger RNA from Dentiscutata heterogama, 129 nucleotides. Lineage: Eukaryota; Fungi; Glomeromycota; Glomeromycetes; Diversisporales; Gigasporaceae. The record is from the annotation of a GenBank genome assembly.
AGACUUUUCUGGCUUUUUGGUCUCUUUAUUUGUUUUUGUAAUUAUGAUUGCUAUUGUUGCUAUUAUUAUUAUUGCUUCUAUUAUUGCUAUUGCUAUUAAUACUGCUAUAGUUGCUAUUAUUGCUAUAGA